Molecule: messenger RNA, 978 nt
Organism: Colletotrichum navitas
Lineage: Eukaryota; Fungi; Ascomycota; Sordariomycetes; Glomerellales; Glomerellaceae
Exons: 1
Coding region: 238-504 (88 amino acids)
Source: RefSeq, a predicted model, not a curated record
UCCGGGGGCACCCACCCCCACCCGUCCAAGUGCCGUGGCUCACUGCUACGGCCGAACUAGGGGAAAGCUUUCCCCGCAACACCGAAGGCGCACAGAGCCGGGAUGACGACAGAACCUGGCGGACGUCCCUUACGAUAAGACCCCGAGCUCUUCGCCAGCGUUCGCCGACAAAGGCGCAACCCCCCCCCUCCUCCGCAUACACACACGCCCACGACCGGUCAGACGCCUCCGAGGUCAAUGGCUCCCAAUUCAUCGCCAGCCAUGGCGAACCACGCAGCGGCAGCGACGCUCCAGACGAGGACCCCGCAACUUCAGGCGACCUGGGAGAGGUACGCUGAGACGGUGCAGCACAACGCCUCCACCCGGCACCCCGUCUUCUUCACGGGGAAGCUGCGGCGGCCGCCAUCGUCUCUGGGGCCCGGGACGGGGAUGAGUCCUGUGGCGCACGGUUACGUCUAUCAGGACGGACGGAGGGCCGAUGGGAACUCGGCGCCGAAGCUCUGAGAGCGUCGCCACGCAUGGGUCAUGUCAGUAUCGGAGCACACCGAAAAAAGGUGGUCUCGAACGUGAGGGGAUGCGUGUAACGUGAGUUUUCCCAUAGGGGCUUUUUGGAUGUCUAGACCGCUGAUCAUGGUCUAGAAAGCUGCGGCGUGGGAGGCUCACCGAGCUACCCUACGCAACACCCACGACCACUCAGUCGUCAGGGGCGCGUGACUGUAUUCGAGAGCGCUUGUUCAAAGAAAGUUAUUAUGAGUGCAUUUCAUCAGGCAUAUAGCCUCGUAAGGAUGUGGCUAAUCAACGAUGGCCAUCAUUUGUAUCGAUAUUGCAAAAGUUCUCCUCGUUGAUAGGAGGUGACGGCAGGAGCUUAUUUUUCAUGUAUGAAGUGUGAUGACCUUGUUUUUGAUAAGCUAAUGGGCCUUUCGUGUUGGCACAGCCAUUAUUAUACAGAGUUUGCUUGCAGUUUAUUUUAGUUGGUUU